ACGGCACUGAGGCCCAGGUGGAGGUGGCAGCCGGGCCCCGUUCCCUGUUGGUCCUGUCGUCUGUCAGUGGAGCUCAGUCAGCAGACAGUCGGUCGGUCCGGUCAGCUGGUUCCGUCUAUACGGUGUUCGAGAGCUUCCUGAUGGUAAGCCGAUCGUGAUUAUCCACCCGAUGAUAUAGGACCUGGUAAUCGAGCCUCGAUCAUCAAGGAGUGGAGACAAAUUCAGCGGCCCGCGCGCCGCAUGUGCGCGAGUGUGCAGCUUCUCCACCGGAAACACCAACUGCACGGUGCGAGGUAAACCGAACGAUAAGAAGAGUCGACGGUAGAAACCGAAAACGAGGAAGAAGAAGAUAGAAACGCGGCGUGGAACGACGUUGUACACCUGGUCAGGCAGGAAAUGACUAUAUCGUACGCGAGCGAAGUGCCAAACGGCUCCAGCUUCGGCUGCUUCUGGAGGAUCCUGGUCAAAUGGCGGGGCUCCGUAUACAAGCUAAUUUGGCGAGAAUUGCUGGCCUACCUGUUCGUCUACUACGUCAUCAAUCUUACGUAUCGAUAUGCACUCAACGAGCACCAGCGGGUAAUCUUCGAAAAGAUCAGAUACUACUUUGGGAACUCCAGUGACUCGAUACCGAUGUCGUUCGUGCUGGGAUUUUACGUGAGCCUGGUCGUGAAGCGAUGGUGGGAGCAGUACAAAUUAUUACCCUGGCCGGACAACUUAGCUCUAUUUAUCAGCGCCGCGAUUCCAGGAAAUGACGAGAGAGGGAGACUGAUGAGGAGAAACAUCGUGAGGUACGCCGUCCUCGCGUAUGUCAUUACGCUGCAAAGGAUUUCGUUGCGCGUUAAAAGGCGAUUUCCGACGCUUCAGCACAUCGUAGACGUUGGUCUGAUGAUGGAGUCUGAGAAGAAAAUCUUCGAGAUGAUGAACAAAAAGGCGGCGAUGUCCAAGUAUUGGAUGCCGCUGGUGUGGGCGACGAACAUCAUCAACAGGGCCAGGAGGGAGUCCCUGAUAACCAGCGACCAAGUAGUGCAGACCCUCCUUGUCGAGCUCAGCGACAUCCGGAAGAGGCUUGGCGCGCUUAUUGGUUACGACACUGUUUGCGUUCCUCUUGUUUACACUCAGGUAGUCACACUAUCGCUGUACGCGUACUUCUUCUCCGCCCUGCUCGGCAGACAAUUUAUCGAGCGUAUCGACAAGGGAAGCGGGAAAUACGAGGAACCCGACAUGUAUUUUCCAUUUUUCACGGCCCUGCAGUUUUGUUUCUACGUGGGAUGGUUGAAAGUCGCCGAAGUGUUGAUCAAUCCAUUUGGAGAGGACGACGACGACAUCGAGUUGAACUGGCUUAUAGAUCGACACAUCAAGGCAGGGUACAUGAUCGUCGACGAAAUGCACGAGGAGCACCCAGAAUUGCUGAAAGACCAAUACUGGGACGAAGUCGUGCCCAAAGAUUUACCGUACACGGUGGCCAGCGAGCAAUAUCGACGAGAAGAGCCGAAGGGCUCCGCGGAACACUAUAAGGUCAAAGAGAGUGACGCUCUUUAUGCAAACGUGAUGCUGGGUACGCAGAUCCACAACCACGUUCAGCAUCGCAAGCCCCACCAGGAUGACAUGUAUGCCGAUUACGAGAGCGUCGAUACUCCGUUAGUGGAGCGGAGGAAAAAUUGGCUUCAGCGACAGAUCACGCGAAUGGGCUCUGUGCGCAGUUCUUCGACCACGUACAGCAGCGGCGGUGGUUUCUUCUCUCGAAAUCGUCACAACAGCGUCUACAGCAGUCCUGAAACCGGGGGAUUGCCACAGACGAAUAAUCCGAAUUGGAAAAUGUCGCUUUACGACCGACUAGUGGGUCGGAAGAGCAUUCGAAGUCAACGAAUGGGUCGACAAGGCACGAUGACGAAGCCUAACUCGGUGCCCGUCUCCCUGAAGAACAGACCCCGCAUACCAACACCGGACGUGACGAAAGAAAGUGGCGACCGUGAGCAGAGAUUAGCUCUGUCGGCGACGAAUGCUGCGAACAUCGGCGCCGGCGUCGUGGGAGUGAUACCGGCGAACGGCCAUUAUCCAACGGACCUGUCGGUGGUGCAGGUGGUGCUGUCGCCUAUUCAAGAAGCUGAGGGUACUCCCGUGUCAGGGAAGUCCGGGGCAGCCGCCUUAGCGCAGGCUGUACUCUCUCCGACUCUAACCAGCGCUGGCUUGGUGGCUCCGGUCACCUUGACACCGGUCACGAUGAGUCAAUUAACGCAAUUAGGCUUAGUAACGACGACCUCCGCGUCGAUGCUGAAGCCUAACAACCAACCCACCAGCAUCCAAGCGACUUUAACAGAGGUGAACAGCAGCGAGGAGGAAGGUUCCGGCAGCGGCAGUAGCAGGAGCGGCAGUAUCGCUGGACAAGAAGAACGAUCCACGCCAUUGAUCAGCCCCGACAGGAGCACGCCGUUGAUCGGAGAGACGAACAGUCGUUUGGGUAGCAACGGCAGCUCGUCAACCUUCGACAGCUACAACGACCGCUCGCCUAUUUUGAUGAGCCCAGAUAAGUUAGGCUACGUAGUCGCCGCGGUACCGGCUACCAAUCAAAAUGGCAAAGUUUCGACAGAUCCACGAGGCAGGCGAUCAGCUUCCUUGCCUGGUCCUCCUCUGCUGCUGCCUAGAGAGGACAGGAGCAUGUCUUUGCCUCACUCGCCAGGUCUUCAGCCUAGAGAGACUCGCGCAGCUUCCGUCUCCCAUGGCCCCGAUCCUCCGACCAUCGACAGGCUCCUGGUGCACUGCAUGCAUGACACGCGCCCCAGGACAAGCAGCAUCGGCCACGAUCUCUGUAGAGCCACUCACUGUACCCAGGACACCUCGAGGAAGAUCAGCAGCGUGUCCUGCACCAACGCCUCUCUUGCAGGUGGACUCGGAGCGUCGCCCGCCACGGCGACCACCAUCAAACCUGCCAACGGACCUGGAGCAGGCAGUAAAAGGGGAGAGGUGUACGUCUGACCCGAGUCACUGGCGAGUAACGUCGUGGACUAUUUUCUAUCACGUUCGAGUUAUUCGUAACUCGACGACUCGGAUUACUUGCCUGACCAUUCGACUCCGUCCGUCAUCGCGGUGACUUCACGAGGUGACAGCAGAAAGGAUAACGUGGGAUUUCGAUCGUCGAUCGAUCGUGCAUGA
Hylaeus anthracinus is the source of this 3150-nucleotide messenger RNA. RefSeq lists its product as uncharacterized. Bases 397 to 2973 code for a protein of 858 amino acids. Gene Ontology annotation, molecular function: chloride channel activity. Lineage: Eukaryota; Metazoa; Arthropoda; Insecta; Hymenoptera; Colletidae. The transcript has 10 exons. The record is from RefSeq and is a predicted model, not a curated record.